Messenger RNA from Xiphophorus maculatus (southern platyfish), 5811 nucleotides. RefSeq names its product ephrin type-A receptor 2 (gene epha2b). Gene Ontology annotation, molecular function: ATP binding; protein binding; transmembrane-ephrin receptor activity. The record is from RefSeq and is a predicted model, not a curated record. Gene Ontology annotation, biological process: cell surface receptor protein tyrosine kinase signaling pathway; protein phosphorylation; axon guidance. Gene Ontology annotation, cellular component: neuron projection; plasma membrane. Lineage: Eukaryota; Metazoa; Chordata; Actinopteri; Cyprinodontiformes; Poeciliidae.
AUGAGCCGCAGAGCGCAGCGGCAGCCCUCAGAGCAAGCUGAGUCCCAGCCAAGCGACGGGAGCAGAGCAGAGAGGGGAAAGAAAAGUUUUUUUUUCCAAAUGGAUUUCCUCGGUAGAGUCAGACAUUUGCUGCUCUCAUAUGUACUCAUGAACGGGAUAUUGGUUACCUUCCAGGCUAAAGAAGAGGUGCUUUUGGAUAUGAAGGCAGCCGGAGGAGAGCUGGGCUGGCUGACUUGGUCCCCAAACCAGGGAGACAGGUCUGGGUGGGAGGUCACCCAGAAAACACUGAAUGGCUCUCAGUUUUAUACCUACUCCAUAUGCAACGUCGACGAGCGCGAGCAGGACAACUGGCUGCGCACCACCUUCAUCCAGAGGCGUCCCUCCGUCUCUCAGGUCUUUGUGGAGCUUCAGUUCAUUGUGCGCGACUGCAACUCAUUUGACGGAGCCUCGUUGACCUGCAAGGAGACCUUCAACCUCUAUUCGAGCGAUGCGGAUGCAGACGUGGGCACGACCUUCCGUAAAAGCCAGUUCAAGAAGGUUGCCACCGUCGCUCCAGAUGAGAUAACAAAGAAAAAUGAUAUGCGCAUCAACACGGAAACGAAAGUUGUGCAAAGCUUGUCCCAGAAGGGUUUCUACUUGGCCUUCCAAGACAUCGGAGCCUGCAUCGCUCUCCUCUCUGUCAGGGUGUACUACAAGGCUUGCCCAGCCACAACAAAGAGCCUCGCUUCGUUCCCCGAGACGGUAGCUGGAGGUCUCAACCAGCAGCUCAAGAAGGUCACUGGGAAGUGCGUGGACAAUGCUUACAGCGAGGAUUUACCUCGCAUCUACUGCACUGCGGACGGAGAGUGGGUGGUUCCAGUCGGACAGUGCCAGUGUGAUGCUGGAUUCGAAGAGGUUGAAGACACCUGUCAAGAGUGUCAGCCAGGCUUCUUCAAAGCUGAGGCAUCCAGGGACAAGUGUGAACCCUGUCCUGCCAACACCCAGAGCCAAAACCCCAGGUCUUUAUUCUGUGCCUGCAUAGAUGGCUUCUACCGGGCUCUUACAGACCCCCUGACUGGACCGUGCUCAGGCCUCCCUUCUGCCCCUCGAGGUCUGGUGGCCACUCCCAACUCUCUUACCCCAGGAAAACUCCUGCUUUCCUGGCAGCCCCCUGAACACACCGGAGGUCGAAGCGACAUUACCUACAGCGUUGAGUGCCAUCGUUGGGAGGGCUCGUCACACCUGCCCUGUGGAGAGAAAAUUCGCUAUGACCCAGCGAACACGGGCUUGCUUGACACGAAGGUGUCAGUGAGUGAACUGGAUCCUUACUUGAACUACACCUUCACCGUGGAGGUGCACAGCGGCGUGUCUAUGUUUCCUAGUCAGGCAAUGCCGCGCAGUUUCAAGCCGCAGUCCUCUGCCGCGCUGAAUACAUCCCUUCACUACACAGACCCACCCAAAAUUACGUCAAUGCGUCUGGUCGAGCGGGACUCCACCAGUUUGUCGCUCUCCUGGGACGUUUUCCCUCGUCCACGGGUCCAAUCCCAGCCAAUCCGUUAUGAACUCGCCUACCGCAAAAAGGACAAUAAGAUCGACGUAACUACGUAUGUGGUGCUGAAGCUGGAGAAAAACUCUGUGCAGAUCAGCGAUCUCUCCCCAGGCACAGCUUACCUGGUCAAGGUCCAGGCCCUGGGUGAUGACGGCAACCAAGGAGUUUCCAGCUUGGAGGAACAAUUUGAGACGCUGUCUGAAGGUCACCUUAACAAGACUGCAGUUAUCCUUGCUGGGGUGGUUGCAGGAGUAAUCACGCUGGUCAUUCUGGUCGUCAUCCUUUUCCUGCUCAGACGAAACAGAAACACACAUACCAGGCAAGGACCAGAGGACACCUACUUUUCAAGUCCCGAGCAAUUAAAACCACUAAAGACGUAUGUGGAUCCACAUACGUACGAGGACCCCAACGUAGCCGUCCUCAAGUUUGCCACCGAAAUCCACCCGAGCCACAUAAGCAAACAAAAAGUCAUCGGAGCUGGCGAGUUUGGUGAAGUUUACAGAGGCACCCUGAAAGCGCCUGGGAAGAAAGAGGUGGCGGUGGCGAUAAAGACGCUGAAGCCCGGCUACACGGAGAAGCAGAGGCAGGAUUUUCUGAGCGAAGCCUCCAUCAUGGGACAGUUUUCCCACCAGAACAUCAUCCGUCUGGAGGGAGUGGUGACCAAAUUUAAACAUGCGAUGAUCGUGACCGAAUUCAUGGAGAACGGAGCGCUGGAUAGAUACCUGAGAGACCAUGACGGGGAGUUCUCGUCUCACCAGUUGGUGGGAAUGCUGCGUGGCAUCGCCGCAGGCAUGAAGUAUCUUUCUGAAAUGAGCUACGUUCACCGUGACCUGGCUGCCCGCAACAUCCUGGUCAACACAGCCCUGGAAUGUAAAGUUUCGGACUUUGGCCUUUCCCGGGUGCUUGAGGACGAUCCUGAGGGGACGUACACCACCAGCGGAGGUAAGAUCCCCAUCCGCUGGACGGCCCCGGAGGCGAUAGCCUACAGGAAGUUCACCUCGGCAAGCGAUGUGUGGAGUUUCGGCAUUGUCAUGUGGGAGGUCAUGGCGUUUGGGGAACGGCCUUACUGGGACAUGAGUAACCACGAGGUGAUGAAGGCCAUCAAUGAGGCUUUCAGGCUGCCAGCACCCAUGGACUGUCCGUCGGCCGUCUACCAGCUGAUGCUUCAGUGCUGGCUUCAGGAUCGCGCCAAGAGGCCGCGUUUCGGAGACAUCGUCAGUCUGCUGGACAAGCUCCUGCGCAGCCCAGAGUCACUAAAGACCAUCGCAGACUUUGAUCCACGGGUUUCCAUCCGCCUGCCCAGCACCAGCGGCUCGGACGGCUCCCCCUUCAGGUCGGUGUCCGAGUGGCUCGAGUCCAUCAAGAUGAGCCAGUACAGCGAGAACUUCACCCGUGCCGGGGUCGUCACCAUGGACCAGGUGCUGCAGAUGAAGAAUGAGGAUAUUAAGAACAUCGGCGUGCGACUGCCUGGCCAUUUGAAGAGGAUAGCUUACAGCAUCCUGGGCUUGAAGGACCAGACCAGCACCUUGAGCGUGUUUGCUGUGUGAACCUCUGAAUGAAAGGGAUGUGAAAUUGGACACAGGCAACCCUUUGAACUCCCAGGCUGAGCUGGAGCAUUCUGCGGGGACGGCACCGAAACGGCAGAACCAGGAGAGAAAUGUGCCAAGCUUUGGGCCAAAUCAAUCAGACUCAUUUACUGUACCUUCUAGAGUUCCUCAUUUUUUUUGCCCACAGGGAAAUGGAGCACAUUCAACAGAUGUGUAACGUAGAACCUUUUGAUAUUUAAAUAGCUAUUUUUGUACUAUAGUUGCCUUGAGUACGGAGACGAUUCGUUGCUCAUUCACUUUCGUCCGUUUUCCAUCGCCGCUUCAGCUCUUAUGAAAUUGCACCCUGAGUUUGUUACAAAUGAACAUUGAGAACGUUUGUAAGGGCAGCAGAUUCCAGUUAGAGUUCAGAUUACGGUGGCGAUGUCUCUGAGUCUCUCACUGAUUGGCUCUCAGGAGGAUGAAAUGAGCUUGAGCUAGUCCAGAUUUAGGGUAAAAACAAAAAACCAAAAAAAAACAGGUUGUGAAUGUUUCUGCUGGUCCUGUGCAGAAAUGAAGCUAUGAUCUUAUGGGUGGUGUUUAUAUACAAACAAAACAAAACAAAGAAAACAGGAUGAUUAGGUACUUUUUUUUUUUUUUACAAAGCAAGUUUUCUUUUUUUUUAUUUCUCUUUCGCAAUAAACUGUUACAUAAAAACUACAACAAAAACAUUUUAUUAGAAUCAUAUAAUGUAGCACUUGGAGCAAGUCUCAUAUUUGUCAUAUGAUUGUAAACAUAAAUGGGCAUUCACAACCAAAAAACGGACAAACUAUUUGUGUCCUCUGAACCAUUUUGCCUCUUUUUGUCGGGAUUUCGUGCAACAGACCAACACAGUGCUUUGUAGUGGAAGGCAAAUAUAAAAAAAAUUUUAAAAAAGAAAAAGCAUUCCCACAGCAUGACGCUGCCACCUACAUGUUUUACAAGGAAAUGUGUGUUUCGAGUGAUAAUUAUUAUUAUCCUCCAACCUCACAAAGUUUUGUAUCUAAGCCUGAAAUGUUUUUUUUUGUGGUUUUUUUGCUGCCAUAGCGACCCGAUAGUCCCUACUUUUACCUGAUUACUGAGUUUCCUACAUUGUUUGGGGAUAAACUGUAAACAGCAUUUUAUAUGACUAUCUGGAAACAAGUGGUUUUGACUUGCCACACUUCCAUUAAAGCAAGAUUUUAAUGUGUCUGGUAAAAGCUGUCAUGUCGACAGAUUCUCCUCUCUGGGAGUUGGACCUCUGCUGCAAAUGGGUUUCCAUCCCAUUUUGUUUUAUGACCUAAUCUCGCUUUAAACCUGGCUCUAACUUCAUCCCAGACCCGUUUGGAUUGGUCCGAGUCAAGUCAAGUUCAUUUGUAUUCCACAUUUCAGCAACAAAGGCAGCUCAAAGUGCUUUACACCGUAGAAACUUAAGUAGCUGAUUAUGAAACAGGCAAUGAAACGUUACAUUUUGUCAAAUGUUAUCAUCCAAAUCAUGUAGCAAAUAUACAUUAAACAUACUAAGGAAUGUUCCAGUUAUCAUGGAUCAGAGGCAGCUCUAAACAGGUCGGCUUUUAGCUUCGAUGUAAAGGAGCUCUGUGCUGUUUAGGGUGCCGUUGGCUGGAUUUUAUUUCGAGACAUCAGAGUAAAAAUGGGCUCAAAAGGUUUAAAACGUUCCAUUGUUCUUCCAUUUUGCAAUAAUGUGCUACUUAGUGUUGGUCUGUCACGUAAUAUCCCAGUCAAAUACUUGUAAUUUUGUGUUUGUAAUUUGCAAAAAUGUGAAAAAGUCCAAGGGUAUUAAUCGCAAGGCACUGCAUAUGAAAGUCAAGACUUUUUCGGAAUUGAAACAAGCUGGAAUUCUGCAACACUUGUCAAAAAUAAGUGAGAGUCAAGAAAAAUACUCAACAAAAAAACAACAUCACCGCUGAGAGAUUUUAGCUAUAGUCUGUUUUGCAGUUUUACCAUUUUGCAAGCGUCCUUAUGAACAUUCAACCAUAUUUUGAGUGAGUUAUUUACAGAUUUAAAUGAAAUGCUUUAAGAAUGAGCUGCUUGACUCAUUCCAGAUGUUUAAAGAACUUUUUAAAGUGCCUGUUUGUGGAAGAUGAACACCGGUCUGCCUACUUCUCUUUAAAUAAAGCGACUCUUCUGUGUAGCAAGUAGUUUGUAGUUGAAACCCCCAGUGCUCUUAAUCCAUGACUGCAAAUCUUGUGUGUUACUGAUGUACACCUUCUUUUACUUGAAUUUUUACCUUGUCGUUAAAUGCGUGACUCUGUUGUAGCUCGCAAACAAAUUGGAUUUUUGUUGUUGUUUGUUUUUUUAGUUUUUUAAAAGGAUUUAUUUUUUGUUAAUAUCUGGGUUUAUUGGUUGGAGUUGCGUUUUGUAAAUUUUGUACAAUAUCCAGUAUCAAUCAUAUUUUCAGACUGCUUUUUUUUUGUGUGUGUGUGUUUUUGGUCUACGCUCAUGACUUCCCAAAACUUCCUUCCUCUAUGAGCAAACUCCUCCUUCCUUUUUGUCUGCUGUUUUAUGCUGUAUUUAAUAGUGUAUUUAUUUUUGAACUGUUAUUUAUUUAUCCUGAUAAACACUGAGCUGGGUUUGUAAUCGGAGGUUGCUCAUUAAGCCUUAAUUAAAAGAAAGAAAAACACAAAGCCAUUUCCCUCCUCUUUGUUUUUUUAUUUCUGAUCUGUUCAUGCCUGUGAUUGGAUUUUUGCCGAAUAAAUAAAGUCUUAAGCUGAAUUCAUCAAA